GGUAAAAUUUAGAUUUUACGAUAAGCAAAUUGUUGAAAACAACAUAAACGUGAGUCAACUCGUAUCGUGGAAAUUUUAACAGAAGCAGAAAAUCUACCUACAGCCUUAGUGUAAUGAAUACUACAGCCCAUCCCUCAUUGUUAUGGUGUAUUGAAAAAUUUAUAGGGAACAGAAAACAAGGAUUAUAAAUAAACAGGACGGUCCUAGCGUGGCAUGAAAGCCUCAGAGCAAUAGAGGAAUUGGAAAAUUAUAGGGGACCUGUGGGAUUUAACAUAAAUCAUAAAUGAGUAAAGGACACGUUGCGAUACAUAAUUCAUAUCUGUGUAAUUAACUAAUUACGGCAGCUUGUCUUUAAUCCAAAGUAGCACUUGACUUAAUACGAGUACAUCCCUACAAAAAAUGUCUGCAAUAAAGAACGCCAGCAAACCUCAAAUCGCCUUUGAAGAAAGAAAACCACUACAGCCCGACAUAAUUUUAAAAUUCAUAAACGGCAUAUCGCAGAUAUUUUGCUUAACGAUUCCAAAUGUUUAUAAUUAUAACGGGUUGUCGGUGUGGUAUCUAUUGUACAGUUUACUUUUGGUAUCUUUGCUUAUACUAAUACUAUGCUGGACGGUAAAAUCAAAGCUGGAAGAUUAUUACAGUUUCAUUGAUAAAACUUGCGCGUUAGAUUUGAUGGUGAUGGUCUUUUAUACAGUCUCAAAUUCCGUAACAAUAAUUGGUACCGUCAUUUUUCAACGAAAAAAUCUAGUAGCUGCAAUUAGGUACAUUGAAGAUUUGGGUAAUCUUCAUGAAAUGCCUUUGAUACUAAAAUCAUGUAAUGAUACCAAACUGUUUUUAGCUUUAGUAGGGCUUUUGCAUACUUGUAUUGGUGCCAUUUUGCUUACAUCGAUAGUUUUGUUUUACUUUGGUAAGAUUAAUGUCAUCUUUUCUAUAAUUCGUUUUGUAAACUUAUACAUUGUUAUUAUCACUACACUACAAAUUCAAAAC
Messenger RNA from Photinus pyralis (common eastern firefly), 987 nucleotides. RefSeq lists its product as uncharacterized. The record is from RefSeq and is a predicted model, not a curated record. The transcript has a single exon. NCBI's taxonomy places the organism in Eukaryota, Metazoa, Arthropoda, Insecta, Coleoptera, Lampyridae. The annotation marks the transcript as partial.